CUGCAUGGAUCACUUUGUCGAGUUUAUUUUACAAUUUACCGUGUAGCAAAUAAUCAUUAUUACUUAGUUCUUGAUAUAUACCAUAAUAAUGAAAAUAGCUGUAGAAGGUUGUGCCCAUGGAGAACUGGAUAAAAUAUACGAAUGCAUUGAAACUUUGCAAGAAAGGGAGUGUAUUAAGAUUGAUUUGUUAAUUUGUUGUGGAGAUUUUCAGUCUGUUCGCAAUAAUGACGAUCUUAGAGCUAUGGCGGUCCCGGAAAAGUAUCAAAAUAUUUGCACUUUUUACAAAUAUUACAGUGGUGAGAAGCUAGCACCAGUGUUAACUGUUUUCAUUGGGGGGAACCAUGAAGCAUCAAAUUAUUUACAAGAACUUCCUUAUGGUGGUUGGGUUGCGCCAAAUAUUUAUUAUAUGGGCAGAGCUGGUAUUAUUAAAUUUGGCAAUUUGAGAAUUGGUGGUAUAUCAGGAAUUUUCAAAGGACAUGAUUAUUUACAAGGGCUAUGGGAGUGCCCACCUUACACACAUAAUUCAUUAAGAUCAGUUUAUCACAUAAGAUCAUUAGAUGUGUACAGAUUAAGUCAAGUGAGAGAAAAAAUACAUGUAAUGUUAUCACAUGACUGGCCCAGAGGUAUUACAGAUUACGGGGACAGAGAGAACUUAUUAAGAAGAAAACCUUUUCUAAGAGAAGACAUUGAAAGCAACAAACUUGGAAGUCCUCCAGCGGAAAAAUUGCUUCACAACCUGAAGCCAGAAUAUUGGUUUGCUGCCCACUUGCACUGCCAAUUUGCUGCUCUGGUUAAACAUGAAAAUGAUGAGGAAACCAAGUUCUUAGCUUUGGAUAAAUGUUUGCCGAAGAGAAGACAUUUGCAAAUACUGGACUUGCCUGCAGAAUAUGAUGGUGAUAAACUAUUGAAGUAUGACGCUGAGUGGUUGGCUGUAUUGAAAAAUACAAACCAUCUUCUAUCUGUAAAAAAUAUUGAUUGUCAUCUACCUGGGCCGGGUGGGAAUGAAAGGUAUGACUUUACCCCAACUGCAGAUGAAAAAGAAAGUAUAGAAAAUGUAAUGUCUAAUUUAACAAUAGAUAGCGCAACAUUUGUGAAAACGGCCCCUGUUUAUAAACCUGGAACUCCAAAAUGUCCACCCAGGGAACCUUUAUUAAAUCCCCAAACUACAUAUCUUUGUGAGAAGCUAGGAAUUGAUGACCCUGUCCAAGUUAUUAUAGCCAGAUCUGGACGAACUAUGAAGCAAAUAUAUUGUGUAGAAGAGAAUACGGAGCCUCAAGUUGAAAGAACUCCAAUGAAAUGUUCAAAACUGUCUCUUCCAGCUCCGAUUACUCCUAGUGAUAAUGAAAGUCAAGAUUUAUCACAAGAAAAUACCACUUUUACAACUGAGAACAGUUUUUUGUUAGAUGCGAAUACUAUUUCAGAUUGUAUAACACCUCCAAGUGUAACUAAAAAAGUUUUUAAAAGACGCAACUUAGCAAUAUAUACCCCUGAUCAAGAUGAACAAAAUGUAAGCAAUACAAGUGACACAGAUGAUAGCAGUCCCAGAUCAAGUAAAUUUCAUAGAAGUAAUGAAUUAGAAUAAAAUAUAAAUAGAAUUAAAUUAGCAGGAGCUAUUUUUAAUAUAUUAAUUAGACCAAUUUGACUCAGGUAAAUCAUGUUAUUAAUUGUUAAUAGAUAAAUGAAUUUCAAUGAGUUCUUAUUAUAUCAUUGUUUUAUUUAUUUAUAUUAUUUUAGCAAUGAAAUUGGUAGUGUUUUUUUACACAUAAUUUUAAGUAACAAG
Molecule: messenger RNA, 1780 nt
Organism: Maniola jurtina (meadow brown)
Lineage: Eukaryota; Metazoa; Arthropoda; Insecta; Lepidoptera; Nymphalidae
Gene: ldbr
Product: lariat debranching enzyme
Exons: 5
Coding region: 89-1582 (497 amino acids)
Biological process (GO): mRNA splicing, via spliceosome
Cellular component (GO): nucleus
Molecular function (GO): RNA lariat debranching enzyme activity
Source: RefSeq, a predicted model, not a curated record